CUCAUCUUCCCACCGACCCCAACAACCUACUUACAUCGAAGGCCGGCGAGCAGCCGGUCUAUGCUAGCUCCGAUGCUGCAAAGCACAUGAUCUGCCCACCCAGACGCGCGGGAGAGUUAUAAGGGGUGCCGGGCGCCGCGGUCUCACAAUCGAUCACCGUGCGCCGUUACUUGCCAUCCCGUGAAUCUCAAUCUCAUCUCCUUCCAUCACUCCAUCAUCAUGCUCGUCCUCUCCUGGUUAACCCACAUCCUCGCAGUCACAGCGGCUCCGGUGGGCAGCACAACCGCGGACGUUUUCCCCCCACCCAAUACCGAGGUCGACACGGGGUUAUUUCCGCACCGCACCGUCGUCGGCUUUCCGCAUGUCACCCGCACCGGCGCCCAACCCGGCGCGUUCUUUACCGCGCCGGCAGACCAGUUCCCACGCGCACAGCAACCAUUUGGGCCUGUCGUCUUGCCUCGUCCUAAGGGCUGGAAGCCGCCCAAGAAGCCCAAGAAGGGCAAGUUCGAUCCAAUCACCUCCUGGGGAUAUCUCACGCCGCGCCACUCGCUCGACCCCUGCACGUGGGGGGCGUGCGAUGCGUCGCCUAUCGUGCCCGAGCAGUGCACGCUGAGCGCAGUUCACAUUCUUAUGCGUCACGGCGCGCGCUACCCGACUGCAGGGGACGCGGCGGAGCACUUUGCCACCCGACUUCUGAACGCGUCCAAGACCGGUGACCUCAAGGCGACUGGCGAUCUUGCAUUCCUCAAUGAGUGGACGUACAAACUCGGCAGUGACAUCCUUGUCCCCUUCGGCCGGCUGCAGUGCAUGGAGCUGGGCGUCAGAAGCCGUCUCGCGUACGGGCAGCUGCUUAACGACUUCACCGAGAAGGGCACCCUUCCCGUGGCGUUUGGACAGGGCUUCUUUGGGCGCGACUCGGAUAAGCAGUUUGGCAUGACAAUCGCGAUCGAAAACAAGGGAACCAACGCGACUGUCUAUCCCGGCGGUGGAACGUGUCCAAACUCGGAAAGGGACGUCGUCGCGUCCAAGCUCGGCAUGGCCGAGUUUGUCAACCGUACGAUGGCUGGAACGGCCGAGCGCCUCCAGGCGCAUCUGAAAGGAUACACAAUCACGCCCGCGGAUGUGCAAAUUAUGCUGAGCUUGUGCGCGUACGAGACGCUGUCACUGGGCUACAGCGCGUUCUGUCCGCUUUUCACCGAGGAGGACUUCCGGAACAUGGCGUAUGCGUACGACAUCAUGUUCUACUACGGCAACGGGUUUGGAGGGCAGACAACCGCUGCGCAAGGGAAGGGCUGGGUGCAAGAGUUCCUUGCGCGACUCACUCACACCCCCAUUGAGGUGUACGACAGCAGCACCAACUCGACGCUCGACGGCAACCCCGAGACGUUCCCGCUUAACCAGAGCAUCUACGCAGACGCGUCUCACGACUCGUACAUCAUGAGCACCAUGGUCGCGCUGAACCUCACGGCGCUCAACACCUUCGGACGCCUGCCUACCGACAUCGGCGGUAGUCUUGAAGAGCGCGUAUAUUACUCUUCGAAAAUUGUGCCAUUCAACACCAACUUCGUCGCACAGGUGAUGCGGUGCGAUGGGCGAGAAGGGGAGCAGAUCCGGUUUAUCCUCAACGAUGCUGUCAUUCCUCUGCAGGACUCGUAUACCGGAUGCGAGGAGGACAAGGACGGGCUGUGCGGGCUCAAGCAUGUUGUUGCCGCGCUGCAGACGCGCGUGGCGGAGAUUGACUAUUUCAAGGCAUGCAAUGGUCCCAUCUUCAACAUCACCGAGACGAGCCAGCUGAGGGACAGCAACGGGAUGCCGUAUGUGUAGAAAGACGGGGUGACAGUAUUGUAUGUAUGUAAUGGUUUAUCUGUCG
Cutaneotrichosporon oleaginosum is the source of this 1870-nucleotide messenger RNA. RefSeq lists its product as uncharacterized. Lineage: Eukaryota; Fungi; Basidiomycota; Tremellomycetes; Trichosporonales; Trichosporonaceae. The record is from RefSeq and is a predicted model, not a curated record. Gene Ontology annotation, molecular function: acid phosphatase activity.